Molecule: messenger RNA, 2480 nt
Organism: Lobosporangium transversale
Lineage: Eukaryota; Fungi; Mortierellomycota; Mortierellomycetes; Mortierellales; Mortierellaceae
Exons: 2
Coding region: 51-2384 (777 amino acids)
Source: RefSeq, a predicted model, not a curated record
UUUUUUUUUUUUCCUCGUCUUCUCCUCUUCCUUAGAUUAGCUUGCCUUUCAUGUUUGAACGACUCAAGUUUAAAAAAAAAACAGACCCAGUUCAGCCUGGGCCAAAAGCUGAAGCAAGUCCAACACUAGAAUCGGUCUCUUCUCUUCCACCACCUUCCUCUACUUCUUCAGACGCACUGGGUCGUAGUGACAGCAAUGGUAGCAAUGGCAGCGAUGGUUCCUCCGCACGACAUACUUCGCUCCACUUGAAAGCCAGCCUCACCAGUCUUAAUAAUAAUUCAACCAACAGUCGCUACAGCACACCAAACACACACUAUAGUCUCUAUGAUAGUCCUAUGCUGAGUAAUGUCAAUUCAAAUACUACUACAGAGAUUAACUAUAAAGUCCCAUUAGAGGAUACACCCGAGAAAAUCAAAGUGCCAAUCUCUAUAUCCAAUGAAGGUAUAGUAGACAGAGUACGGAGCAACACUUUUGGCGCCUACGGAAGUCAUAAUUCCUUCAUCAACAGUGUCAACAACGCCAAUAGCAACAUCACCCUUCCUCACAACGUUGGCAAUAAUGGCCUUGGUGUCGGUAACAACAGUAUUAAUAAUACCAACAAUAAUGCGACCAUGGCCUCUUCAACUUCCGCACCUUCUAUGACAGGGAGCGAAGGGAUAGGAGAUGACAACACAUGCAGCAGCUGGCGGAGCAGUUCCCAGGGUCCAAAGAUCAAUGCAGCUACUAAGCCUGUCGUUGGAGCCUUUUCUGUUGCCACCGGCUCAAGCAUCAUCCCUCCUGACCUCAGUGAGCGCUCUAUCGUGCCUAUCGCUUCUUCCAACUCGUCAGCAACUCCCUCUCGUAGCUCUAGUACGUCAAACCGAGGUGAUGGUGUUGGGGCGACUGGUGUAUCAUCAGCAGAGUCAUUUACCCCUGUCUCAGCCACGCCACCGAUGACCCCACGCCUAGUUCAUAAUGCCACUGUGCCCCAUGACACACACACACAGCCGCAACCGCAUAUUUUCGACCAUCAAUCUCAGCAGCAUACCAUAACCCCAUCAUCAAAUAUUUUGCCUACAGUAGCGGCGUCAGCGCCGGUUGGGGGCCAGUAUCAGCAGCAGCAGCCUCCUGUCAUCCGUGAGACAAUGCCAUCAUCACUACAGGCUUUAGAGGGCGAGGAGGAUACGAUAUUAUCGACAAUGGGGUUAGUAAGUUCGCCGAUUAGCCUUCAGCCUCCUACCAAUCUGUUGUCGUCUCUUCAGCCCUCAAGUCAGCAGCAUGGACAACAACGCCAAAAACACUCACCUUAUUCCCAAGACGUGUUUCAACAUUUGUACAUACCAGCUAUUAGCAGUAGUGAAGGCGUAUCCAGUAUAAUUACAGCAAUGUCAGAGGCUACAACGGAAGAUGAUCUACAACAAUCUAAUUCUGCAACAGAUCACCAUCAUGUGGCUGUCCGGGAUAACACCCUGUUACAGCAGCAGGAGUAUCAGCGACAGCAACUGGCGCAGUUUCAGGAAGACUUGAACAGAAUCAAUAGCUCAACCUCUUCGGAUGGUUUUCUACAGGAUAUUACUAACAAUGUUCUACAACAUCAGUCACAACCACAGCCGCAUCCACAGAUACACCAGCAGAACCCAUCCUCCCCGCUGCCUUCCUCCUAUUCGGGAAAAAUUCCUUUAGUAACUACGUCCUUUUCUUCUAACACAAGCUCUUCUGCGGAGUCUUCAUCACUAGCUUCAGUUCCAGCCUCAGUUCCAACUGUGAUUAAUUCUGCAGCCACACAGACUUCUUUAAUACAACAAGACGACGAUGAUCUGCUCCAGCAGCGUCUCCGCGAUCGCUUGUUAUCUGCGGAGGAAAAUCAAAAUCUCUCUAUCAUGUCGCCAGGAUACCAGCAGCAGCGAAAAGCUCUGGAUUCGUUUGUUCGCCAUGGAGGUAUUUCGACAUCUGAGAAUGGUACAAUUGUUACAGAUGGGGCUCAGGCACAUGUGCAAAUGCAGGUACAAAACCAUGACCAUGGUCAAGUUGGAUUUAGUGCUGGUAGUCUAGUCGGUGGUGAUGGAUCAAGUUUCUUUCCACAGCCAGUGACAAGAUCUAGUACUGCAAUGACAACAUCACAUUUGAUUACACAUGAUGUUCGUCAGAUAACAGGCGAAUCGCAUAUUAUCGAAGGAUCCGGGCCCGUCGUAUUAAUAGCGAUAGGAAAGACAGGCCAGGGAAAAUCAUCGUUAUUGAAUAAGAUCAUGGGCACUAGUGAACUGAAGGCUAGUGCUUCCGUACGAGCUGUGACCAAAGGUAUCGCGGAGCGCACAGGUUGGGGGCGGUUUGAGGACAGUAGGCGUGUCCUUGUGACCUUGGCAGAUACCCCAGGUAACGUAACAACCUUACCUUCAAUUUUAUAGAAAAAGUGCUAAGAAAUCCCUCUAAAUAAUUUAAAUUCUUAUAUUUUCUUCAUGGUUAAACAGGCUUGGCAGAUACGGAAGGAGAUGAUGAAAAGA